CCUACUUACCACCAGCCGUGGUCACUUGACGUCGCACUUUGGGGUCUCGGCGUCCGUUCUUUCCGUGAGCUAAUGUGCUUUCAUGCCACUGCUUUGUUUCUGCCUCUCAAGGGACAGAAGGAGGACAGUGGGGACACAGGUGCAGCGCAGGAGCAGCCUGUCUGUCCCGAGGGUCGCUCUGGGAGGAACUGAGUUCAGUGGGGUGGACUUCCCUUGAGUGGAUCCAAGCUGAGGCGCGCGGAAUGUUCCCGAGUGACGGGUGGCCCCGGGGAGCGUUCCCAGGCUGGCGCCCGGCGCCCCAGGAUUUCUCUCAGAACAGCUGUUGGGUCAGCGCCCUGCGCUGCGUGCGGGCCCCUCCGAGCGGAUGGAGACGGCCCCAGCUGCCGAGCGAGCACACGGGCUAGACGCCGACGUGGGCCUUCACGUGGGCAUGUCCCCGUGUCUUCAGCAUCACGUGUGAGUCGCGCGUGAGAGCUGCUUCCUGAUGAACAGAACUGAGCGUCACGGGGGUGCGCGCUGGUCCCCCGGUUGCAGAAUUGGUGGCUGGAGAGCCGGCGUUGGCGCCUGGGGCUUCCGUGUGCCGCGGCCGCGCUGCCGAGCAGAGCGCAGCAAGCCCUCGCCAGCCACUCAGGCCCCUGCGUGCUCUUCACCGCGGCGGUGCUCCGUGGGUCGCGCCCGCUGCUCAACGGGCCUGUCCUCCGUCAGCGCGCGGACUCUGUCCGCAGCCGGGCCGCCUGGGUCAAGGUCGCCUCCGCCGCCGCCCAGCGUGUGGGCCACGACUCGUCCUCCGUGGCUCCGUGCUCGUUACCGUGGGCAUCGGAAGGAGCCUGGCGUUGAGGGAGCCCUCGGGCAACGUGUGUGACAUCUCUGGUCUCAGCUCAGACGUCGCCCACUCGGCAGGCCUUAGCUGACCCUCCCCAGGCCCUCGCAUCGCUCCUCGGUGCGGUCCCCACUGCCCAUCAGCCCACUGGCUUCUCUGCCCCACGACAGCCUGAGCUCCAUGGGCUGAUCGGCUUGCCGAGUCUCAGGCUCCGGGCAGAGCCUGGCGUGUCGUUGGCGCUUGGCUUUUUUGUUGAGUGGCUCGCUUCUUCGGAUAGGCCUGAGCUAGAGCUUCCGUUUGGCACAGAAUGGUUUCUAUUAUGCUGCUCCCUGAAACUCCAUCCCCAGGGCGUCAGCUGUGAUCCUGGACUCACGACGUGUUCUUCCAGCUCUGUAUUUCUGACCCACUAGCCAUCAGACAAAACCCGGCCCACCAGCGGGCUCAGUGUGCCCAGAACCAACUCACGGCCUUUUCUUUGGUUCAGGCCUCUUUCUUGUCCUCAGCCUGGCUGACAACGUGCCGUCACCCGUCUGCUUGGAAACCUUGGAGCUGUCCUGUACCCUCUGUCCUCUCAGUCCUCAGUUACCCCAGCCGGUCAGCCACCUGGCUCCAAAGCUCGCACCCUGAGCCUCAGCAACUCUCCCAUGAGGCCCCUCCUGCGGCCUCAGGAUGAGGCUUUAGUCUGGGCUGGAAGGGCUCCCACCUGCCUCUGCAGACCCGGUCGGUGCCUUUUACACAGAUCUCUCCUCCCGGGGCGAGCAUUGCCUCCCCACAUGCCAAUCCAGGGCUAGGGCCACAGUGUGUGAACCACUGCCGGUCCCCUUUGCAACCCUUCAAGCUGAAAUUUCUAGCCCCAAAGCCCCUUCUGCGCCUUUCCCGAGCCUCCUGUCCCUUGUCACACCUCACCCAGCUGCACCGCAGCCCCACUGUCCCCUGAUAGACAAGGCGGGUUCGCACGGGCCACUCUGGGCCUGGACAGUCUCUGUCCUCUUGGCUGGUGGACUCUCUUGUCCUUUGGCCUGCAGCUCGUCUUAGCCACCUGCUCUGUGCAGCCUUUCAAAGCUGUGCACCUCAGCACCUGUGCCCAUGAUUUGAGUUUCUGAAUCAAAUGUGGAGAUGUGUUCCUGGUGAAAAAGGGACAGAAAGCACAUUCCUGUCGGUCUCCCCCGCACCCCCCUCUGGGGGGGCAGGGAGCUGGUGGUGCCCUGCAUCUGCGCCCAGCACCUGAUUGCUGGGUAUGCCAGACCUGGGGCUCUUUUAAGAUUUGAACAGAUCCAAGCCUCACCUGUCCCCAGCAGCCAGCACCAGCAGACGCCCUGGGUGGGGAGGUGGGGAUCUGGGCUUUGUCACUAGAACAAUUGACUUGUCAGAGCCUCUACUUCCUCACCUGGGAAAUGGGCGAGUAGCAGCCCCUCCCAGGGUUUGCUGUGAAGAUUGCCUGUGGAAGGGGAUUAGCGAGCACAGGGUCUUUAUUUCAGACAGAGAUUUGUCUAGGUCAAGGUCACGUCCUAAAGUAACUUCCCAAAGUUGGGACUUCAUCGAGAAUCUGGAAAGUUCAGACAAUUAAGAAUGUUACUACUAUUUAUUGUAGUAACAGCUUUAACAUGCAAAGGUGCAUCCUCCUAAGUUUUAUUCUUUGACUCUUCACCCUCACGAUUCCAGUUGAGCUGCAGGAAGUGUGGUGCAGUCGCCUGGAUGCCCCCUGGUGCUGUAGCCUGGCCUGGCCCAGGAAUCACAGAGAGGCACCUAUGAGACUCUUUGACCUUGCAAACCGGUCCAGCUUGACAUCUCAGCAGCGCUUGCAAGAGGAGAGUUACUUUUCUGCAUAUGCCUGUGUAUUUUACCGUAUUCUGAGGAGGCUGCCUGAGGAGACGGAGGCACAAAAAAAGGUUAAGAAGCCCUUCCGGUGUGCAGCCUCAUGGGAUACAAGCCAAGCAGCACCACCAUCUCUGUGGAUCCAACCGCUGGAAGCCUGUUUUUGGGCCAGGUUCAUCUCCAGGCGCCAAGGAGACACCGCUCUGGAUCAAUCCUGGAGGUGUGCGACGAUUCCCAAGUGUUCUGGGACGCCUCUGAAACUUGCCUGUAGGAAUGACCUCAAGUUUCUGACUGUUCUCACCACUCUCCCAGCUCUGACCCCCUACCCCUGGUUAAAAAAAAACUCCGUAUUUCCUCAGGAUGGUGUCCUUCGUCUGCUCCUUAGCCUGUUUCUUAAAUGCGGGGGCUCCCAGGCCCCCACCCUCUUGGGCCCCCCAUCUCCCGAAUCCAUUCUCUGCCUGUCAGUCACCGUAAGCCAUCAUGUGAGGUGGGGCCUCAGCGAGGACAGUUACUUGCCCAGGAGCAGAGCCCCAGAGGCCCUGGGUGCCCUGGGUGGCACCUGCCCAUCACCCAGAUCGGCACCAUCAGCUCUACCUGCCUCCCCAGCUCCAGCCAGCACAGCCAUUACCCAGCAUGCAUGUCUACGGGGUUUCCAUGAACGCCCACACUCAGGCCUUGAAAGUCCUAACCGGCCAGAACGAGAUGAAGGACCAGCAGACGGACGUGUGCUUUCCACUGGUGUGGGGUGUAUCAUCACUGCGCAAACCCAAAGCACCUCGACAACCCAGGGUUUUCUUGACUCAAACUGUGAUUGUCCACAGCACCAGAGCCAUCAAGCCGGCAGACCUGGCCGGGCCAGCAGUGCCCCAGGUGUCUGGAAUGUUAGUCAUGCGACUGGACAAAGGAGUGGCCAGGAAGUCUGGGGAGCGUUGAGUUAAAGUGAAGCAGGGUCCUUGGCUCCAUCCAGACUUCUGUGCCCGCCAGGAGGGGGUAGUGUACAGAGUGAUGACAGACCUGGGCCAUGAGCCAAGGACCCCCUCACGGGACAGGUGCGCGGGGGGCUCUGGGGGACGCUGCCUUUUCUCUCCAUUUCAGUAUCUGAAUCCCAAACACGUUAGUGAGUGGAGAAAAGCCCGUGUCUUCUGCCAGUUCACUGCCACUUCCAGGCCGGGAAGGGAGAGAGACAGCAGCGUGUUGCAGACAGCGGGGAAAAGCUGUUGCAGUGACUCGUACCAGAGUAGACUGCCGUUUCUCUGAGAGCCUCUCAGUUAUGCCACUGUGACGUCUCAGGGAAAAUCAAAGUGAACUGGGAUCGCAUAAACCUUUCUCAAGUUUUUAUGUCCUCUGUAUUUUUGACUCAUCCCAACCUUUGUCUGUUGCUCAAACACUGAGUCAGAUCUCCGAAUGUCAGGCGUGCUUUGUUUCAGAUGACACGUGCAGGCCCGUUCACAUGAGCAGGAUGUGGGAGCAGGGGCUCCCGGGUGCCUCUAAAGCCAACGUGGCAUCUGAGGGGUUUGCUUGUCGUUUUCAGGAAACAAGGUGCCAUUUAGGAUAGUUUCCUGUCAUAAAAAAUUCUCUCAUUUGGUUUUAAAAUAGCAGUCUCUGAUGUUGUUUUUUACUCAGGAAUCUAUAGGAAAUCUAACAUUGUACGUUUUUUUCUUUUUCUUUCUUUUUUUUUUUGGUGAAUUUUCCACAGACUAGCAGUGAGCUGUCUCUAUCCGGGGCAGUGCAUAAUGAUGUGAAUUCAUUCAUUCACCCCAUGCACACGUGAAGGCCACCUGACAUUAAAAGCAGAUAAGCUGUUGAUUUUGGUGACGGUCCCAUGUCCAGAAAUGCGUCCUUCCUCAGGCACGUCCACAGUGCCCUGUCCUGAGCUGGUCACCCCAGCCGGCCUACAGUUAGACUUUGUAGCUAACAAACUUUUUUUCACCUGAAGCGUCUUUGACUUGUACCUCCUUACAAGCCUGCCCUUAAGAACCGAGCUAAAAGUUUCUGGAUAGAUCGACCAAUGACUUACGGUACUUUUAUAAGUAACAUGUAGUUUGUCCUUAGUUCCUUUACAUAAAGGGUCAGGAAAACAAAUACUCUGCAAAAGUCUUUUCUGUGUGAUUAAGGAAGUUAGAUAUUGAAGAGGCAACACCUAAUCUGAGAGUUAUUGAGACACCACCUGCCAGGGAAGAGGAGACGCUGUCUGUGGGAGAGGAGCCACAGGAGGCUUCCGAGAGCUGUGGGCACGGGACCAGGUUCUCAGGAUCCCACAACCCGCUCUAGCCUUCUUUUACCUUUGUUUUUUCUUUUAAUUUGGUAUAGCGCAUAUGGCAAAAUUCUUGAAUGUAACCACUUUCCCAUGCAGAGCUCUGAGGCAGGGAGUACAGUUACACUGUGUACAGCUGUGCCGUUACCCAGUUCCAGGCUGUCCAUCACCCCGAGAGGAAGCCCCGAGCGCACGACGCGGCGGCGCCCCCACCCUGCCCUUCCUGCAGCCCCUGCUUGCUGUCGCUGGCUUUGCCUGUUCUGGACCUUUCAUCCAGGUGGAGCCGUUGCCUUUGUGUUGGCUUCUUCCCCUCGGCAGAGCGCCGUCAGGGUCCCUCCCCGCUGUGACGUGUCCCUGCCUCACUCUUCAUGGCUGCGUGGUGUUCCAUUGCGUGGAUGGGCCACGCUUCAUUUACCCACGCAUCCAUCGGGGGACAUUUGGGGUGUUUCCACCUCUGGCUGUUGUGGAGAAUGUGCUGCAAACAGUCGUGUGCAAGUUACUAACUGAACACCUGCUUCCCGUUAUCUGGGGUUUGUGCCUCCGAGUGGAACUGCUGGGUCAGGUGGUAAUUCUAUGUUUCGCUUAGUGAGAAACUGCUACACUUUUUCUCUUGCUUUCUGAGUGCUUGCCCCCAAAUCACCACAAUAUUGAUAUUCUAAAAUCAAGUACGGGAUGGUUAAAAAAAAUGGUUACAUUUCUAGGCUGCAUAUUAAAAACCUUAAGAGGUGUCUCUGAGGCCAAAAUUCAUUCAGGACACUGCCGAAUCAGCGAGGAAGCGCAAGGCACUUACCUUAUUUAUUUGCCUCCUCUGUAGUUGGCUCCUUCCUAAAACCUUCACCUUUUACAAAAUUCAGCACCUCUUAGGAGGAUGGUUAUAAAUAGAUUAUACGGUCACUAUCUACUUUGGUUUUAUACUUUUUCUGGGUCAAAUGCAAGCUCUCUAAUCUCUUUGGUGAUUUGGUUAAAUGCCGAUUAAUCCAAGGCAAAUCCGAGUUAGUUACUCAUCUUUUUUAUGUUGACUUUUGCUUCAAUUUCAUGGUUGCCCAGGGCAGGGUAAGAGAGAACUAAAAUGAUUACGGAUGAUAUUACAGAUAAUGCUGGUAAUUUCCCAACAUCAAAUUGGCUGGAGACGCUGGUCCCAGCUUAAAGCGGCCAUGAUGAAGAAUGACCCAGACAUGAUGAGCUCUGCCGCGGACCUGCCGAUUGCUACGUAGGCAGCUCCCAGCUCUCAACACCUCUCUGAUGGCCCAGCAUCCUCUGUGCUCCCAGGAUUUCAGGGGCUCUUUUUCACGAGAGGCCUGCUCUCACCCAGGACUAAGAUCCCAAAUAUUUAACCAUCAAUAUGGGGCAGGUCAGACUGCACAGAGGUCAUGGACCACAGGGUGCUGUAGAAGGUUCUGGAAGCACCCCCAAUCUCCUCCUCCCCUGGGUCUGGCUCAGUGCUGUAGUUGCUGGAACAUGGGAUGGCCUCAGGGUCUGGGGUGCGGUUAAGAGGCAGUGGCCCUGGGUGGGGGUGUUAGAGUAGCAACUAUUUACCCACUGAUACACAAGUACUUUAGUAUUUCCACAGCCAGGGUGACUACUGCUGUGCGAGGGCUUGUGUUACCAGGAGCUAUGGUGACGUUCCUCCUCCCCACCAUCCUUCACCAGAAACCUUCGGGCUCCGAUCCUGCCGUCUUCUCUUCCUGUCUUCCUACAGGAAGUAGUUACAGCUUUCCCCAGGAGGGGAGGCAGGGUUCUGACCAUUCUCCUGUGUCAGCUUGGAAGGUCCCACCAUGCCUAGUGACUCCUGAGUGACCUGGAACCCCCUGCUCUGCUUUUCUUGGCCACAGAGUUUUCUUCUAAACUCCCAGUUGCGCUUGGUCUCCGUCCUGGUUAAUAACCGCUGACGUUU
Hipposideros armiger (great roundleaf bat) is the source of this 6783-nucleotide messenger RNA. RefSeq lists its product as uncharacterized. The transcript is spliced from 10 exons. Bases 2569 to 3573 code for a protein of 334 amino acids. NCBI's taxonomy places the organism in Eukaryota, Metazoa, Chordata, Mammalia, Chiroptera, Hipposideridae. The record is from RefSeq and is a predicted model, not a curated record.